UUUUCACUUUAUGUCUGGUGUUGCUUUUGAGAUCAUUGCUUAGAAAAAUAUAUAUAUAUCAGUGUACUAAAUGAUUGUGUUUCUCAAUAGUUUCUACUUGUGUGUUUCUAUUUCACGUGCAGCUUUUGAAAAGGAAGUGUAUCGCAACCCCAAACCAUCUUUUGUCGAUCGCUCUGUGCAAGGCUUCACAACAAGCAGGACGGGACCUCCAUAUAUUUACAUUGAUAAAGAUCCAAUGAAAAGCCAUCUAGUAUUUAAUGCCUUUGAAGCUGGUGGUACCUCUAAUUCACAUUAUUGCUAUGCCGCAAGAACUCGCAGCAGCUCUCCAGAUUCAGAUCUCGAGUUUGUAGCCAACACAAAGGCCAAAAUCAAAGAGCUUGAAAAAGAUGCAGAGUAUUUGGAGGAGGCUUACCGUAACUACAAGGACAGACUCAUAUAUGCGGCUGAGGUGGAAAGCAUGACUCAGUCUAGUGCUCAACCAAGAAGAGGAUUCUUAAAUAAUGUCUCUGCUGCAUCUCAUCAAAAGGUGAAUUUUGUAGGUGACAACCUGACUCCUCAACAGCAUAUCCUUCUAAACAGACUGAAAAUACAGAGGUGCGAAGAGUUAGUAACUACCGAGUGUGAGAGGACACCACUUGUUUCAAAGGUAUCUUCUCGUCGACUGUCUUCAACGCCUAAAGCCAAUGUUUUCCAAACAAUAAACAAAAAAGAACAUAUUUCCUCAGAAGGUAUUUAUUUAUUAUACAUAUACCUAUCUGCAAAAUAAAUGUCCAAAUAUAUUGGCUAAAUGACCUGGAACUGUGAUUCUUUUUUUUUUCUUUCUAGUAACAGAUCAUGAUGGUUCCUAUAUUUCAUCAUCUCAUCACAGUCGCAAUAAGCCGCUGUCUCCGAUACCAAAGAAUAGCCAGUUUCCUACACUGAAUCAAGAGGUUGCUCUUCUUUGUCAAGAGACUGAAAAAAAGCUGGUUUCCCGGUAAAUAAAAUUAAUAAUUGUAUGUAUGUGUGUAUAUAUAUAUAUAUAUAUAUAUAUAUAUAUAUAUAUAUUGCACAGUAAGAAUGCUUUUAAAAAUAGAAAACUUAAUAGUUAAGUUUGAAAAGUUAUCAAAAUACAAAGUGAGUGAACAGAACCAAAUCUAAAUAUAUAUAUAUAUAUGUGUGUGUGUGUGUAGGCAAAGUGUGUUGUGCUUUUAAUAUCAUACUACUAAGUACACUUUCACAAAGUCAUUGAUUUUGUAGGCAUACAAACAGGUGCAUGAUUAAACAAUUGUACCAAACAAGUGGUAAUGUAGAUCAAAAUACAAUCAUUGAGCGAACCAGAAACUGCUGUGUGGUAGGAUAAAAACUGGGUGAGGAAUAGCCAAACUGUGCUAACUAGGUGUUUUUGCUAAAAAAUGUCUAAUAUCAAAAGUCAUACACUAUGGCAAGACAUACAGUAGUUAUAGUGCUAAAUCAAGGCCUCUUCAAGGCAGUCAGGGUUUCCAGAAGUACUGCCAAAGCUCUUAUGAAAAAGCACAAAGAGAAAGGCAAUAUUGAGGAUUGUAGAUGCAAUGGUCGGCCAAGGAAACUUAAUGCAGCAUGUGAAAGACACAUUAUACUUACUUCCCUUUGCAAUCAGAAGAUGUCCAACAGUGUCAUCAGCUCAGAAUUGGUAGAAACUAAUUGGAACCUGGUACAUCCUUCGACUGUAUAGAGCCAUCAGAAGUGGUCUUCAUGGAAAGUUUGUGGUCAAAAAGGCUAAAGUCUGACCAGGAAACAAGGCAUGGAGACUGAACAAUGCAUAAAAGUACUGGAAUAGGAGUGCAGAGAAAUGGCAGCAGGUGCUCUGGACUGAUGAGUCAAAUUUUGAAAGAUUUGGCUGUAGCAGAAGACAGUUUAAUUGAUACGCUUUUAUGAAGAAGUGGGUUUUUAAUGAUUUUUUUUGAAGGAGUGGAGACUGGGUGAGCAUCUAACGGAGGAGGGAAGUGAGUUCCACAGGAACGGUGUAGCCCUCGCGAAGUCUUGAAGGCGUAAGUCUUCAGUAGAGCGUAAGGGCCUAGACGGGACAUACUUGUAUAUUAGGGAGGAUAGAUAGGUGGGAGCAGCAUUAUGUAGAUAUUUGAAAGCAAGAACCAGAAUUUUAAAUUGAGCCCUAUAUCUUACAGGAAGCCAAUGUAGGGACUGACAGAUGGGUGAGGCGUGGGCAGGGCGAGUGGACAGGAAGAUGAGCCUGGCCACCGCAUUCAUUAUGGACUGUAACGGCGAGACUGGACUGUUGGGAGCACGUAAGACCACUGAGAAGUGGAUUACAGUAGUCAAGGCGAGAAAGGACAGUGGAAUGGACCAGCACCUUAGUCGCAUCUGGCGUUAAGUAGGGUCGGAUGCACACAAUGUUUUUGAGUUGGAAGCGUCAGGAUUUGGUGAUAGACUGAACAUGAGGCGUGAAGGAGAGGUCGGAUUCAAAGAGAACACCUAGGCAGCGAGCCUGCGUGGUGGAGCUGAUGAUAGCACCGUUGACUUGGAGGGAGACAGACCCAGAAGUAGCAACUUUUGAGGGAGGAAAGACCAGAGUUUCAGUUUUGGUCAGGUUGAGUUUAAGGAAGUGGGCAGCCAUCCAGUUAGAAAUAGCAGAGAGGCAGUCAGAGACACUAGUCAAGAGACGGGGAGAGAUCAGGUAGAUUUGCGUGUUAUCCACAUAAAAUAUUGAAAGGCAAAGGAGCUAAUGAGUUUACCAAGCGAGGCAGUAUAGAUGGAGAACAGUAGGGGACCGAAGAACUGAACCUUGGGGGACAUCAACAGAGAGGAGUUGGGUAGAAGAAGCAGAGCCAGAGAAAGAAACACUGAAAGAGCGCUGGGAGAGGUAGGAGGAGCACCAGGAAAGAGCAAUAUAUUGUAGACCGAUAUUGCGCAGGAUGAGAAGCUGUUGAUGAUCAACAGUGUCAAAAGUCGCAGAAAGGUCAAGGAGAAUUAGGAUAGAAUAGUGACCACGAGAUUUUGCAGCGAGUAGAUCAUUGGAUACUUUGGUCAGUGCCGAUUCCACAGAGUGCUUAGCGCGGAAACCAGACUGAAGUGGGUCUAGCAGAGAAUUGGACUUGAGGAAGUCUGUCAAUUUCGCAUAUACAACUCUUUCAAGGAUCUUGGAUGCAAAAAGCAGUAGCAAGAUAGAAAUGUAGUUGGACGGGGAGUUAGGGUCAAGGUUGGGCUUCUUUAGAAUUGGGGUUACAGUUGCAUGUUUGAAGGGUGAUGGAAAUAUGCCAGUGGAGAGAGAGAGAUUGAGAAUUUUAGUGAGAGGUAGAGAAGGAGACAGAGACAGAGUAUGGAUGAGAUGCGUGGGAAUUGGAUCUAGGGAGAAGGUGGUGGGGCAGGAGGACUGGAGCAGAGCAGUAACCUCUUCCGCUGUAGCGGGUGCGAAUGAACAUAGAACAGCAGAGGGAGUGAGGUUAGGGGAAGUAUUGUAAGGGGAACAAAAAAGAUGAGAGAUUGUAGAGAUCUUGUCAGUGAAGUGAGUUGCAAAGUCUGAGACGGUCAAGUUAGUAGGUGGAGAGAGUUAAAUGUGUGAAAUAGUUGUUUGGGCUCGCAGGAUAACAUCAGGGUGUCAUCUAAAUGGCCUCAAAUGUAUUCUGCAACAUGACAAUGAACCUAAACAUACAAUCAGAGUAACUAAGAAAUAUUUUCAGCGUAAAGAAGAACAAGACUUGGAAGUGAUGGUAUUUCCCCCACAAAGCCUUGAUCUCAACAUUGAGUCUGUCUAGGAUUACAAUAAGAGAUAGAAGCAACUGAGGCUGCCUAAAUCCGCAGACGUACAGUUUUUAUGUUUGUAACAACCUGUUUGCUGAGUUCCUUACAAAAUUGUGUGUAAGUGUACCUAGAACAAUUUAUGCUGUUUUGUAGGCAAAUGGUCGUCACACCAAAUAUUGACUUUGUUUAGAUUUUUCUACUAUUCACUCACUUUGCAUUUUUUUUAUUUUUUAUUAAUUGAUCAAAAUGAACUAAAUAUAGAGAAGCUGACAGUUUUCUUUGCAGAUGUGCAAGCAGUUGUAUGGAUUCUGUAGACCUCUUGCUGUUUGCUGAUUGAUAUAAAUAGAAAUGUGUCCAUGCAUUUAGUGGAAACAUACAACUGUCCUUUCCUUCUAAUUGUUGGGGCAGUUUGUUUGUAAGUGGGUCUUGUAGUUUAAGAGAUGUAUAGCAUGUAGCAGUAUGUUAUGCAUUUAUUAGUAUUGUAAAAGUAGAGGAAAAUAUGGACAAAUUAAUAUAAAUCAGAGACAGCGAAAAAUAAUGUUUUCAUGUUUAACAAGGUUUCAUACUGCAUCCUUUUUAUUGGGUGUAAUCCAGUAAUAAUGUCCUAAUUACAUUUCCAAUCAAAUUAUUUAUUUACUUAAAAAAAAUAAACAAACCUGUUUUGUUUACCAACCAGACGGCAUUUGUCCUCCACGGGUUUCUGAAUUGAAUCCAUCAGUUAUGACCAAUUUGAUGCAAAGCUGAAAGAUGUAUAAUUAUUGAUUAGGGAUUGACCUGUAUUGAGACGAUACCGAUAAUCUGUGAACUUUCAGGCCGAUAGCUUACCGAUAUUCUGUACAUUUACAAUUUUGAAAAAAGAAACAAUUUCUACAUAAAUCUACUGUUAACUGAACAUGUUUAUUUUUUUCGCAAAUCUUUUUGUUAAGUGGUAAAUGCACAAAAUAUACAUGCCUGUCAGAUUUUUUUUUUUUUUUUAUGUAUACAAGAAUACUUAGUGUUCUUCUCUGUUCCCCUUACCUCCCUUUCCUGCCCUUAGUGUAUUUCUCCCCUCCCUUCCCUGUCCCUUAGUGUUCGUGUACCUCUCCCCUCCCUGUCCCUUAGUGUUCCUCUCUCCUUGCCUCCCUUCCCUGUCACGUGCUCGACCACGCUACACUGAGUGACUGGUAGGGGGGAGUGCUGUGCGCUUCCUUCCUGCCGGUCACUCGAUUGUUGCUUCCCCAUAGCCGGUGUGCCCUAAGGUGGCUGGCCUCGCGUUUGCUGGGCCACCGCCGCCUCUCACAUUAUUGGAAAUAUCAAUAUCAAUAGUGACCAAUAUUUGCCAUAAUCUGGAAUAUCGGCCGAUGAUAUCGGCCAAAUCGAUAAUCGGCCUACCCCUAUUAUUGAUUAUUAUUAUUAAUAUUAUAUAUGAGAUAUAUUUCAGAAGAUGCAAUAAUACUAUUUGUGAAUCUUUUUUUUUUUUUUAGUGACCAUUACUCAGCUGUAUCUGAUCCACUCCAAUCAUCCAUCCAUUCUGAGUUGAAGCAACUAAACUUUGAUGACCUUAUUCACUCAGAUUCCUCUCUUCACGGUAAGCUUGCCUGCAAAAUUCAGAGCUCCAAUGUAUUCCUGACCUUAUAGUGUUAAAAACACUAUCUAGUCCCCAUGCCCUUCCUAAAUAUAGUAAAAUCUCACCUUUAUUCCAGUCUGCUGGUGCUGGCACUGUCCUUGAUCUGCCUGCUUGGUUUGUCAUAAUCAGAAGUGGUGUUCAGAGCCAAUCACAAGGCUUUCCCUUGGGAAAGCAUUGAAUUGGCUGAUAUUGUCAAGGAGGCAAAUCAGGGUCAGAGUCAACACAAACCAUCCACAGCGCUGGCCAAUCCGCAUCUCCUCAUACAGAUGCAUUAAGUCAAUUCAUCUCUAUGAGGAAAGUUCAGUGUCUCCAUGCAGAGGGUAGAGACACUGAAUGGCAGUGGAAGUGUAGCACUGCCCUAGGAAUCACCUCUAGCAGCCAUCCGAGGAAUGGCCAGUGGAGUUGGCUGAAAUGUAAACACUACCUUUUCACUGAAAACUCUGUGUGCAAAAAGCCUGAAGUGAAUGAUUAUACUUACCAGAACAGAUACAAUAAGCCGUAGUUGUUCUGGUGACUAUAAUGUCCCUUUAAUUUUCGUUUUUUUAAAUGAAGCCAAAUAAUUGUUCAACUUCUCCUGGUUUUAAAUGAAGCCAAAUAAUUGUUCAACUUCUCCUUUUUCACAAAACUGAUUUCAAACAGACAAUGGAAGUGAAUACAUUGCUUAAAGGGACACUCCAGGCACCCAGACCACUUCUGCCCAUUGGAGUGGUCUGGGUGCCAACUCCCACUACCCUUAACCCUGCAAGGUAAUUAUUGCGGUUUUUAUAAACUGCAAUAAUUACCUUGCAGGGUUAAGUCCUCCUCUAGUGGCUGUCUAUCAGACAGCCACUAGAGGGACUUCCAUGUUCUUAGAACACGAAGAGUUUUUUAAGCGACGCUGGACGUCCUCAUGCUAUGUGAGGACCUCCAGCGUUGCCGAAAUCCCCAUAGGAAAGCAUUGAAUAAUGUGCACAGCCAUUGCGGCGCAUGCACACUAGGUCUCCCCUGCUGACGUCGGUGGGGGAGGAGAGUAGGCAGAGGCUGACCCAGCGCCGAGAGACAUCACUGAAGAGGUUUUAACCCCCCCAGAAACUUGUGAUGAGGGGUGGGAGGGAGAGGGCCACUGUAGAGUCUUGCAGUGCCAGGAAAACAAAUAUGUUUUCCUGGCACUAGAGAGUCCCUUUAAUUUCUAGUUCUUAAAGGCCUCUUGAAAGUUCAGUAACUAGAUCAACAAAACUUCCAGAAUAGUGCUUAGAACUAGUUUGAGUUCACCAUGCAGUCCCGGUGCGCAGCAUAAUACUUUGCUUAAUACUACAAAAUAUUAAUUUGCUAGCUACAUUUGGGUUGGGGAAGAUAACUGUGAGGAUACAGAAUAUGGCAACCAUGCCAAUGAUAAUGGAAAUAUGGCAAUAUGGCUACUAUAGUGUUGAAGUGGGACAUUAUAGCUCAUGUUAAUAUGAGUGAUAGAAUAUGGCUAUGGAUAGUUUGUCAAAAGGGAAAUAUGAGAUUGCAACUUUGGAGAGGGUUCUUAGACAUGGUGGACAUAUGGGGAUGGACAAAUAUGGCUAUGGAUCUGGGAUAGAUGAAAUAUGAGAUGUAGGUAUGUGACUUGUAGAUAAAUGGGAUAUUAUGGACUGGGAUAGUACUGUCUUGGGAAUGGAGACUAUGACUAUAGAAGAUUAUGCAUUGGUAAUGAGUGGUGUGGUUAGGACUGUGUAUUGGGCCCCAGAUGAAAAAAGACAUAAGAUUGGCACUUAGUCAAGGGAAGAGCACAUAGGUGAAAAUGGGCCACAGGUGGAUGGGUGAGUUAAGGGAGGGGGACACGCGCCAGGGAAGAGACAAAGGUUAAAAAAUAUGAAAACAGGUUGCAGGUAUAUUUUAGCCUUUUUUUUUUUUUUACCAUAAUUUGAUAAUUUAAUCUUGCCCAAUUGCAUAGAAAAAUACAUAAAUAAAUGUGUGUCUAGCAUUGAUGGUCUAUUUAUUGCUUUGGUGUUGUGUAUAUGCAGGCAUGAUCUGAAUAAAAAACUUAGACUUGACUUCAACAGACAUGAACACACAUUGUCUGAAUCAGGUAAACAGAAACAUACAAUUUGACAUAUAACUUUCUCCGCGUGUGUUCUGCAAUCCUAUAUGUUGGUCGUAAUGAAAGAACUGUCAGUACAUUGCACUGUGACCUCAUCAUGCACCUGGGAUUGCAAUGUACUGCAAAUGCUUGACUUACAGCUGGUGUUUUCACCAGGACUAAUCAUGUAGUAACUUCCAGUUGUGUUUCACAUACAUACCCAUCCUAUAUAAUGGAGCACACUCUUUAUUAAAAGUGAAAACAAAUAAUCAUAAAAUAAAUUAAUGUGCGUGUGCGCAUGUUAGAUAGAUAGAGAGAUACAUUUUGUUUUAUUAUUGUUGUUAUUAUUUCUGACAUGAACCAGACAGCGAUCUCUGCGGACAACUCACACGUUGUCACACUGACUUUUCUUCUAUUGCAUUUAAAUAACUAAACUCUCUGCAAAGUCUAUAUUUUUAUGAUGGAAACUCUUUAUAUCACAAAUAUUUAUUUUUGCUAAUCUGCUUUCUCUAACACAACAUCCAGCUAUAAAGAUAAUACAAUCUAUAAUCUGCAAAUCCAGAUUCAUACUGACUGCUGACGUUGUCCAGAAAAUCAGUUUUUUAAUCUUGUCUAAGAGGCCUGUGUUAUGUUACUGGUGAUAAACACAAGUACUGUACUACUCUCUUGAGACCAAAAGGGGUCUCUGGAUCUCAGUACAGUUUGAUAGUAACCAGAAGCAAUGAAAUAUUUCAGCACCUCUGUAAUGUUCCAGUGUGCAGAGAGGGUUAUUUAAGUGUGGGGUUAUUUUCCCAAUCUCAUAUCCCAACACACAUGACAAACAUCAAUAAAGCAGUAAUGGAAACCACAAAGUAAUCCACAUCAUCUGUGGGUAAUAACCUCUGCAUUGUGUAAGCGUCGUGCUGGGAUUUCAUCGUGUUGUAAAUUGCUUGGCAACAUAUGGAGUGCAUUGAGACAUUUACAUGAUAUUGAGUAAUAUGUCACAUCCCACCUACAAGGAUGCAGUUUUUCAUGCCACAAUACCCACCACUAUUCUGUUAUUUAAUUUUGUGUUAUCAUGUAGUUACGUGUUCAUGGGAUUAUUCACCAAACUACACAUUGUGGAGAAUUGAAAACUGAAUUGCAAUUUUUUGGCAGGUCUAUUUGGAAAAUUAGCUGGCUUUGAGUAUUUUUCAUUUUAGCCUAAAAUAUGCAAGUAUAUAGAUAGCGAAUACAUUCCUGGUCUGCUAAUAGGCUGCAGAUUUGUAAAUACACUCUUGCAUGUGCGUGGUUUUUAAAAUUUAAAUCCUGGCCUGCUGUAAUGGUUAUGGUACCAGACGUCUCCUGGUGCCUUCCCACAAUUUGUAGUCAAACUGUUUUUGAGUGAUUUGAUAUGUAUCAGUGGCCUGCGGGCUGGCUCCCUCUUCUGCAAUAGCUAAAGUAUAUGUUCCACUUCCUGAAUAGAUACAUCAAUUUUAUUAAUAUUUAUUGGCCGAUAGUGUCAUCUGACACUUACUAUAGGAUGAUGUCAGGGGGUUCUUGUCAGCCUAACCACUACAGUACACUGUGUGUGACGGAGCUACUCUGAACGAGUAACUCCGCCAAGUCUGCCUUCUCGCUGCCAUCAGAGACCCUGGAGCGCUUCAGACACAGUCACUGAAGCUUAACAUCCUGGAUCAGACUGCAGCUCUCUCCUUCCACGUAGGUUUCACCCCCUCUACCUUUAAUAUGAUCACUUGCGGCUCUCAGGCCUUUGCACUUCUUCUGGGCCACUGGGACCAUCUCAGCCAACAGGGAUCUCCACAAAUCCACACAGGAUCUCAUAGUUCCAAAAAGAACUAACAUACUCAGCUUUAUUUUUACUCGGGACAAGCCCAUGUGCUUAGUACAUCAAACUUACAGUGAAAACCAUUUAAAAUACAAAUAUAUAUAUAUAUAUAUAUAUAUAUAUAUAUAUAUAUAAUAUUAGCAAGCUAGCAAUUAUAAGUAAUUCAUGAACUGUAUUGGGAUCGACCGAUUAUCAGUUUUACUGGUAUUAUCGUCCAAUAUUCUGUAUUUUCGGCAAUAUAGGUAUCGGCCAAUAAAGAUUACAAGCCCGGCGGUUCGGGGGGGGGGGUUUAGCAAGCUAUUAUUUUCCCAGCAGCUCCCUUCAGCUCCCUGUAUAAAUCUUGCAAGUCCCGCGGAUGUCAGAGCGUUGCCACGGGUUACCAUGGCAACACUCCGCGCAGCACGCUGGCCACGAGAUUUAAACAAGGGAGCUGAAGGUAAGUUACAGCUUGCUGCGGGCCCCCACUGCUCAGUACAUGCCACUGAACCUCCACCCAGCAACUUGCAGUACUCAAGUCCCAGAACGCAGGUGGUGUGUCGAGAUCUUCUCUUGAACUGCUCCCAGCACCGGGGAGCAGUGGUGUAUUUAGCCCAAGGGAAACUAGGCAUUUGUCUUGGGCAGCACUAACCAGGGGCGGCAAAAAAUGCCGCCCCCAAACGUCCACUCAGAUGUCCCUUGUGUUCCCCCUGUCAUUGGGGGGUCCAAGACCUGGCCUGUUGGCCACUUUAUGGACCCCCGGCAGGCGACUGUGUUAGAAUCAGAGGUGGUGAGGGAGCUGUGAUCUCCCUGCUCUGCUCCUUCGCGCCUCACUCGCCAUUUGCUGAUGCCGGGAGCCGGAAUAUGAUGUCAUUCCGGCUCCUGGCAGCAGUAGACGGCCCACAAUGCGUGAGGGAGCAGAGCAGGGAGAUCACAGCUUCCUCGCCACCUCUAAUUCUAACACAGCCGCACGCCUCCCAGAAGCCCCACUGGACCUCUAUAUAAUAAUAAUUUGUGAGUGUGUGUCUCUGUGUGUAUGUGUCUGUGAGUAUGUCUGUGAGGGUGUGUCUGUAUGUAAAAGAAAAUUAUUAGAUUACAUCUAAUAGAUUACCAGGAGUAAUUAUGGUGUAUGUAAUAAGCCUUUAAGAAUUAUAAAAGCUGAAAAACAACAAUAUUUGUAUACUAAUAUAUUACACUUAGUCCCAAUAUUAAAAGUGAUGAUAAUAAUAAAGUCCCAGUCUUUUAAUAAAGUAUCAUCACAAAGUCGCUACUUUGUGCAAUUGAUACAGUGUAUGGAGAUAUACUGUGUCUGCCUGUAUCAGAUGGCUCCAGCUAUUGACACAGCUGGGGUUUAUUGAAACAUGCUAUUUUAUUAUAGUACUAUCGGUGUGUUCUUGAGCUGUGUCAAUCCAAAUAUUUAGUACAAGGAUAGAAGUAAAAAAAAACUUAUAGAUCAUAUAUGGUGAUCUUAACUGCUGAAAUCCUCCCGUCGUUCUACAAAACAGUAAAGUUGAAAACCAUAGUGCUCACUGUUUAAAAUGUGUUUAUUAGCUAUAUUUAAUUAAAAUCACCCACAAUUUGUAGGUUAAAAACAAGCGUAUUGUGAGAAUGCUUUGGUGAAAGGCUCUGUGUGGCUUUCAUGGACCUUCACUCCGGCCGGUUUGAAGGUAGAUGUGUAUGCAGUGCCGCAUGCGUUCCACUUCUCUCUCCUCCUGCGUUUGACUACAACUCGGUAGUCAAGCGAUUUUGGCGGCAGAUGCCAAAAAAGUCCUUACGCGUUUAGUGAAUUCAAACUCGCUUCAUCAGAGGCGGUGUGUGUGUGUCUGUGAAUAUGUGUGUGUCUGGGAGUGUGUGUGUGUGUGUCUAAUCAGUGAGUUUGUGUCUGUCAGUGACAUCUGUGUUUGUCUGUUAGUGAAUGUGUCUGUCAGAGUGUGUGCUUAAAGGGACACUGUAGGCACCCAGACCACUCCAGCUCAUUGAAGUUGUCUGGUUGCAGUGCCCCAGUCCCCUUAACUUGGCAAGUGUAAUUAUUGCAGUUUCCCAGAAACUGCAAUAAUUACCUUGAGGGGUUAACUCCACUAACUGAUGCUGGACGUCCUCACGCUGUGUAUGAAGACAUCCAGGGUCUGCUAAAUCCCCAUAGGAAAGAAGUGAUACAAUGCUUUCCUAAGGGGAAGCAUGAUGCUAGCUCGAAGGAGGAGCUUGACCCAGUGCUGAGGUACAUCAGGUAAAUUAAGUUUUUUUUAACCCGUUCAGUGCAGAGUGGGUGGCGGGGGGAGCGUACGAGCAAGGGGGACACUAUAGGGAACUAUAGUGCCAGGAAAACAGCUUUGUGUUCCUUUAAGAGGAGUAGGACAAGGUGGAGUCUUAAGAGGAAGGGUGAGUUCUUAAUUAGGAAGAAGUGUGGCCUUGACAGGAAUGGGUGGGACAAAUUUAGAUUGGGGUGGUGCCCAGGUUUAGUCAUGCCUAGGGCAGCACAAAACCAAAAUAUACCACUGCUGGGGAGGCCUCAUAUUCUGGGAGUCACAAUCCCCUUUAUAUUGGGCCCAUCCCAGGUCACACCACAAAUAGGAUGACAACACCCUCCAGCAAAGGUUUAGUAACAGAUUGCUGGUAUUUAAGCUAUCAAAUAGGUGAUUGUAGGAGUGAUGUAAACAUGCGUCAUUCAGUGUGGUGGUCGGUCCUACCCUUGAUAUAUCCUAUUUAAUGGGAUCAUCCCAUAACUGUUUUUUUUUUUGUUUGUUUGUUUUUUUUCAUCUUUUUUUUCUGGAAGUCAAAUUGUGAAACCACAUGAUCUCCCAACCUAUUUUUUUUUUUUAAAGGUUUUUUUUUAUGUGCCAACAUAAUAGCUUGUCAAUAAAUUGUGUAUGGGGGGAAUCCAGACAUGUGUACAAUGAGCUCUUCAUUCAGUCAAAUGCAAUUAAAGGAAAACUCUGGACACCAUAACAACUUAAAUGGCUUACAAUCAGGGUUUAACCCCUUAGCGACCGAGGACGGUUCAGGACCGUCAUCGGCAUUUUUGCCUUGAGGACCGAUGACGGUCCUGAACCGUCCUAACGGUCUGGGGGUACUUACCUGAUCGCCGUCGUUCCCCCGGCGGCGAUCAGUGUUGCUCCGGUUGUGGGGAGACUGCCUGCAGCCCAGAAAGUCUCCCCACACUGAUUUAGGACCCCUGUGGCCAUGUGAUCGCUUAACACAGUCCAUAGUGCUGCCUGCAGGGGGACUGUCUGUGCUGACAGGCAGUCUCCCUGCUAGUGUAAAAUAAAAAAAAAAAAUAAAGUUAAUGGUAAUAAAAAAAAUAAUAAUAAUUAUAUAUGUGUAUAUAUGAUAUAUAGACAUAUAAUAUAUCUAUAUAAUAUAUGUCUAUAUAUCAUCUAUAUAAUGCCAUACUAAGUGUAUUUUUAUAUUAAUAUGUACUUAUAUUAAUAUAAAAAUACACUUAUAAUUAAAUUACACACGUAUAUAUGUAAUAUAUAUAAUAACUAUAUAUAUUGUAUAUAUAUUAUUAUUAUAAAAUAUAAAUAAUAAGUAAUUUAAAUUAAAUAAAAAAAAUUUAAAAUAAUAAAAAAAUUUAAAAAAAAUUAUAUCUAUAUGAAAUUUUAUUCUAACUGUAUUUUAAAAUUAAUAUAUAUAUAUUUAUAUCAAAAUACACUUAGAAUGAAUUUGUAUAUAUAUCUAUGUAUAUAAAAAAUAAAUAAAAAUAAUAAGAAAUAUACAUAUGUCCAUAUACAAAAUUACAUAAAUAAUUAUAUAAAUAUACACGUAGACUUCAGAUAUAUAAAUAUGCAUAUAUAUUUAAAUUCUACGUGCAUAUUUAUGUAAUAGUUUUACAUAAUUCAGUAAUUUUAUUGAUUGCAAUUUAAGGGACCUGCCUGCCAACCCAGGCCGAAAUUCCAGAGAAUUGAAUUUGCUAGCACUGUAUUUUACCCUGUAACGUUCUACGACACCCUAAAACCUGUACAUGGGGGGUACUGUUUUACUCGGGAGACUUCGCUGAACACAAAUAUUAGUGAUUCAAAACAGUAAAACAUAUCACAGCGAUGAUAUUGUCAGUGAAAGUUACUUUUUUAGCAUUUUUCACACACAAACAGCACUUUUACUGAUGAUAUAAUUGUUGUGAUACGUUUUCCAGUUUUUAAACACUAAUAUUUGUGUUCAGCGAUGUCUCCCGAGUAAAACAGUACCCCCCAUGUACAGGUUUUAUAGCAUUUUUGAAAGUUACAAGGUCAAAUAUAUGGGUCAAAUAUUUUUACAUUGAAAAUGGCCAGGUUGGUUACGUUGCCUUUGAGAGCGUAUGGUAGCCCAGGAAUGAGAAUUACCCCCAUGAUGGCAUACCAUUUGCAAAAGAAGACAACCCAAGGUAUUGCAAAUGGGGUAUGUCCAGUCUUUUUUAGUAACCACUUGGUCACAAACACUGGCCAAAAUUAGCGUUCAAUUUAGUUUUUUUACUUUUUUCACACACAAACAAAUAUGAAUGCUUACUUUGGCCAGUGUUUUCGACUAAGUGGCUACUAAAAAAGACUGGACAUACCCCAUAUUGAAUACCCUGGGUUGUCUACUUUAAAAAAAAUAUGUACAUGUGGGUGUUAUUCAGAGAUUUAUGACAGAUAAUAGUGUUACAAUGUCACUAUUGAUAAAUUUAAAAAAUUUAUGUUUUGAAACCGCAAUAUUCUACUUGUACCUAUAGCUCUAUAACAUGCAAAAAAAAGCAAAAAAGCAUGUAAACACGGGGUAUUUUUAAACUCAGGACAAAAUUUUGAAUCUAUUUGGCAGUUUUUUUAAUUCCCUUUUGUAGAUGAGUAAAAGAUUUUUCAAGUAAAAGUCAAAAAACAUGUAUUUUUUUCAAUUUUUCAUCAUAUUUUUUUAUUUUUGUUUAAAUUAAAAUACAUGAGAUUAUAUAAAUAAUGGUAUGUAAAGAAAGCCCCUUUUGUCCUGAAAAAAACAAUAUAUAAUUUGUAUGGGAACAGUAAAUGAGAGAGCGGAAAAUUCCAGCCAAACACAAACACCACAAAAGUGUAAAAAUAUGCCUGGUCGCAAAUGUACAACAUCGCAAAAACAGUCCAGUCCUUAAGGGGUUAAACCAUUAACAAGCUUUUAACCCCAAAGUGUUGAAUCCAGUCCAGCUUAGCUUAGACCAUCACCUUCCGCAUCUGUCCGAGGCUUAAUUCAGGAAGCUGACGACCUCAGCUUAUUGGUAGCUCCACAUUCACAAAACGGCUUGAGAAACAUAUAUACCUUUCUUUUGUGAAUGGGUAGCUACAGAUAGGCUGAGAGCAUCAACGGCAUCCCUGUCCAAGGCUUACUGUCUCAAGGCUCAGGCACAAGCAGAAGGAAAUGGGCAAAGUUACCAUUGAUGGUAAGCCGGUGCAAGGAACCCCAUGGCAAUAUAACUUCAUUCUCAUUAAGUUAUUGUGGUGAAGGCACAGACCCCCCGUGACCAUCAGAGGAGGGAGAACCGCUAGACAGCCCACACCUUAAUCCCCAACACCCCACACACACGUGGAUGCCAGAAGCCAGCGCACCGGCCUCAAAACAAGAUAUACAGGCUAUGCUGACAGGCCUGCAACAGAACUUAAGACAAAUGUGGGAAGCGGACCUGGCAGUGCUUAAACUAGACGUGCACGCCGUGUCCACGCGCACUCAGGCGGUAGAAGAGGAGGUAAAGGGACUAAGAGAGAAUUACCAGGAACUGGGGGAGAAGGUGCGACACCUUCAAGCUGCACAAGCGACAAUGUCCAGGCAAGUUACCCUCCUAGAUGACAGAGGGCACCGAAAAAACAUAAAAAUCCGAGGGGUACCUAAAUCAAUACCGCUGGAAGAGUUGCCACACUUCACCAGACGCCUUGUGGCCACACUCCUGCCGACUAGACAAUCCAAAACGUUCCAGUUCGACGGGGUUUACAGGAUAGCCAAAUCCCCACAAGCACCCAACUCAGCCCCACGGGACAUAAUAUUGAGAUGCCAAUCAAUGUUGGACAAACUGGGGCUAAUGGCAGCUAUCCAAGGGAAGACACCUCUUGACUUUGAAGACAGCAAACUCUCUUUCUUUCAGGACUUGAGCAGGGCCACACUGAUAUGGCGCAAAAGUAUGCAACCAAUCACCAAACAACUCCAAGCCGCAGGAGUCGCCUAUAGAUGGGCAACACCAGGAACUCUCUGGAUCACUAAAGAUGACAAGCACUACAGGGCCACCGACCACACAGAGGGCCCAGCACUGAUGACCGCAUUGGGAAUAUCGAACCUCGCAGCGACCUCAGCGACACAGCCAGAUCAUCGACCAGGGACAACGAGCACAGAUUCAUCCGCACCCCUGGAACAAGCAGAGGCCCGAAAACCAAAACCUGAAUGAACUGCCUCACCGACGGCCUCAUAGGCCUUAGUUUAAUUAGUUUAAAUAUUUUAAGUUAAUAAGACUGUUCAUUUAAGUUAUAUGUAGUUCCCCCACACUCUGACGGCCAUUACAGUGCUAAAAAGGCCCACCAGAGCCGAGCACACCAGCUCCGAUAACAAUCCCCCUUCCCCCCUCCCUGGGGUUAAUGGGAAAUGACAUCAAGGGCAACAUAGUAACCCUGACUGGAAUCAAGCUCACCGCAAGGUCUGAUACCCCUAGCCUAAAGCCCCAAGGGCACAACUUGAUCCUGUCACACUACAGCGACUUAUAUAUAUACCUAGACACAAACUUCUGGUUACUACACUGACUAGGAACAACCUGCAGCUACCACUAGGGCCAAAAAGACACCUUUGGACACCUAGAGCACCGCACACAUGGGUACCCACCAAUAGCUACAAUCAGGGACAAAAAGAGGAGCGGACAUAGUCCUAGAAAGGGCACACAUAGAGAGACCCCGCAACUACCGCAACUCGCUUCCUGUCCAAACUCGGAAGGGCCAAGAGACACAACCAACACCCAUAACUUAUAGUCGCACAAACUGGAAUUGGGAACAGCCACUGGACCUAGCUAUAACUGCCUUCCCCCCUCCACCCACAACUCCACAGAACUUAGGGUGUCUUAGGCAGACAGAAGUCUUACACCCCCACAGUUAUUAGAUUUCAAACCUCACUAUAACAAUGUGACCUAUUGUAAAUAUAAAAUGUGUGUGACUAGCACACAACAAUGCCUUGUAUUUAAUAUGCACUGAUUCUACUCGUUGUGUCAAGGCUGUUGUGGCCAGAUUCAUGAAUCUGUUACCUUUCCACAUGAAAAAUAAAGAAUUAAAAAAAAAAAAGUUAUUGUGGUGCCCAGAGUGCCCCUUUAAGUUUUGAGAGACCCCACUGGAAUUAGUAGGUGGUUCACAGAAAACACUAAUAAGCUGUUCAAUUUUGGCCUAAAUUAGAAAUUCACUUUGAAGUCACUUUAAUUUCAUCACAGCUUACACUUCACCCCACACACUGAUUAUUUAGUAAAGGUAAUGUUUAUUUAGUACUUAAUCAAAAGCACAUUUGCCUAGUAUUCAUGGGCAACCAUGGUGUCAGAGAGAGUGAGCAAAAGAGACAAAGUUUAAAUUAAUAUCUGUAUGUGAUUAAGAGAAUAUUUUGCAUGUACAUGCUAAAUAUAAAGAUUUUAAUAAUUUUAUUUCCUUUUUCCAGUUUUGUGAAAUGAUUUCUGCUCCAGAAAUAAGUCGCUGGGCUGGGCCCAUAAUAGAUGUUCUUCUAGAUUACGUGGGUAACGUCAGCCUCUGCUCUCGCUUACAAGAGCAUUUAGACAGCUACGAAGACUGGGCCAACAUAAAGAAGAAGUCAGGUAUGGUUGUAGCUCAGGGUGACCAUUUCUUUGAUUGCCCCUGCUUUGUGGAGCAGCCAUUUUUACAUCCUCAUUGGUUGGAAACUGUUUAUCUGACAAAAAAUUUAAUGUUUAUCCUGACAUCAUGUUCCAGUGCCGACCAUCGCAAAAAUUCACUCAGACCUCCAUAUUGUGCAUGGUCUGUUAGAAAAGUAGUGCUUCCAAUAAAAGAGUAAAAUGUUAAAAGGUCAGGUAUGUCAAUGAGGAAACCAUACACAUUAUGACUAUAUUAGUACCAGUAACACAAGUACUAUUUUAUUUUUAGUAAAAAAGAAAUGUACCAUGGAUUACUACUUGUAUAUGUAAUACCUCUUAACAUUGGGGGGAGAGUAACCAGCAACACAACAUGCAUCACUGGCAAUAAUGGCCGGUCCACAAGCUCUAGGACCAUGCAGAGAGUGCUCCAGAAGUGCUAUCUGCAGGGUCCUAGUGCCUGUUCAGAGUGAGCUCAUCUAAUGAUGCAGUUGUGCUUUGCUACCUGAGGGCAGUUCCCUAGUGUCUCCAGACAUUAGGUAACAGUCUCAAAAAUGGGACAGGACCCUGAAAUUGGGACUGCCUUGCUAAAAUCUGUUGGGCGACCUGUUAUGUGACAGUUACAUAGUGUCAAAGUGGUUAUUUUUGGAAUUGCAAGACAUUUAUCUGAUUAUAAACAGUUACUGAAAAAUGACAGACAAUUGUUUUAGACUCCUUUCAUUAUGUUGUUUUUUUGAAUAUGUUCUAUAAUAAAAGGGACACUCCAGGUAUCAUAGUAACUUCAUCUCAAUGAGGUCAAUAUUGUGUCUGGAGGUCUGGUUGCCAUCCUUCCUUGUAUGGUUAAACGGUUUUAAUCCCAAAGUCCUUUUGACUUUGCUUGUCUGCUUUGGCCUCUCUAACUCCAUUAUUGAAGCCUAUCCCUGGUACUGGUGGUAGGCUGAGAGCAUUGGUUGACUCUCUCAGGCUGUCACAGGCUGUAAAUUUAGAAAUAUGCUUUAUAAAAGCAUACCUUUAUACCUUUCUAAAACAUUUCUCUCCCAGCCAGCCUUCCCAUCAUUGUCCAAGGGAAAGGCUUUAGCAUUGGAGUCAGAGGUAAAGGAAGGCUAGGAGUACUUUGGUUUAAACCUAUGAGGUAAAAUGUUGCCCAGUACAUCUGGACUUAAAGAAACACUAACGUUAGAUUUCUUCUGCUCACUACUUUUCAGCGCAUUUCAGUGCAAAGCCACCAGGAAAGGCAUCUAGUAGAUAUAUGAAUGAGAGGUACCUCACUCUAGUGUUUGCGUCUCUGAAGAUGUAGGAACAUUCUCUUUGCACCAGAACCACUACAUUAAGCUGUAGUGUUUCUGGUGCUUAGAGUAUACCUUUAAGUUGAUGUUAAGGAACACUCCUCACACAUAAAGCACUUGAGCUUGCUUAAGUACCUUAAGUGUCAGGAUUUUUUCUUUAUAAAAUCUGAUUUCUUUUUGAAAUUGGCACUUAUAAAUAAGUGCAGAAAUGCAUAGCAAGGGUGGUUUUAUUCUGCUUCAGUUAAUUCCACAAAGCUAGCCGAGGUAGCAAGCGCAUUAUGCAACAGUGCGUCUACCUUCUCCCUCCAGGCACAAUGACCCUGUAAGUGCAUACAUAAAAAUACAAAUAUGUAAAUAAAUAUCUAAUCAUAUAUACUUUCUCCACUAUAAUUUUAUGCUGCGUUCAUACAGCUUGGCUCUUUCCUCUGCAAAAGUAAAUUACUUCAAUGCCCUCAUAACCACACUCUCCCACGAACCCAAACAACUAUUUCACACAUUUAACUCUCAUGUACGCCCUAUUGUUCCUCCUCCACCUACUAACUUGACCGCCUCAGACUUUGCAAUUCACUUCACUGACAAGAUCUCUACAAUCAGGGAAGCGAUCUCUCAUCUUUCUUCUUCUCCUUACAAUACUUCCCCUAACCUCACUCCCUCUGCUGUUCUAUGUUCAUUCCCACCCGCUACAGCGGAAGAGGUUUCUGCUCUCCAAUUCCCUUGUAUCUCAUCCGUACUCUGUCUUCUUCUCUUUCUCUACCUCUCAAUCUCUCUCUCUCCUCUGGCAUAUUUUCUUCGCCAUUCAAACAUGCAACUAUAACCUCAAUUCUAAAAAAGCCCAAACUUUACCCUACCUCCCCGUCCAACUACCGUCCUAUCCCUUUUGCAUCCAAGAUCCUUGAAAGAGUUGUGUAUACAAGAUUGACAGACUUCCUCGAGUCCAACUCUCUUCUAGACCCACUUCAGUCUGGUUUCCGCGCUAAGCAAUCGGUGGAAACGGCACUGACCAAAGUAUCCAAUGAUCUACUCGCUGCAAAAUCUCGUGGUCACUACUCUAUCCUAAUUUUCCUUGAUCUGUCUGUGGCUUUUGACACUGUUGAUCAUCAACAGCUUCUUCUCAUCCUCCGCAAUAUUAGUCUACAAGAUAUUGCUCUCUCCUGGUGCUCUUCCUACCUCUCCCAGUGUUCUUUCAGUGUUUCUUUCUCUGGCUCUGCUUCUUCUCCCCAACUCCUCUCUGUUGGUUUCCCCCAAGGUUCAGUCCUUGGUCCCCUACUGUUCUCCAUCUAUACUGCAUCCCUUGGUAAACUCAUUAGCUCCUUUGGCUUCCAACAUAAUUUCUAUGCGGAUGACACGCAAAUCUAUCUGUCCUCUCCCGAUCUCUCCCCGUCCCUCUUGACUAGGGUCUCUGACUGCCUCUCUACUGUUUCUAACAGGAUGGCUGCCCACUUCCUUAAGCUCAACUUGACCAAAACACUUCCUCAAGUGUUGCUACUCCUAUGUCUGUCUCCCUCCAAGUCAACGGUGCUAACAUCAGCUUCACCACGCAGGCUUGCUGCCUAGGUGUUCUCUUUGACUCCGGCCUCUCCUUCAUGCCUCAUGUUCUGUCUAUCAGCAAAUCCUGCCGCUUCCAUCUCAAAAACAUUGCGCGCAUCCGACCCUACUUAACGCCAAAUGCGACUAAGGUGGUGGUCCAUUCCACUGUCCUUUCUUGCCUUGACUACUGUAAUCCGCUUCUCAGUGGUCUUACGUGCUCCCAACUUGCGCCCUUACAGUCCAUAAUGAAUGCAGCUUCUCAGUGGUCUUACGUGCUCAUCUUCCUGUCUGCCCGCACCGCCCACGCCUCACCCUUCUGUCAGUCCCUACAUUGGUUUCCUGUAAGAUAUAGGGCUCAAUUUAAAGUUCUGGUUCUUGCUUUCAAAUCUCUACAUAAUGCUGCUCCCACCUAUCUAUCCUCCCUAAUACACAAGUAUGUCAGUAGGCCCUUAAGCUAUGCUGAAGACUUACGUUUAUCUUCUGUCCGUACUCCCACCUCUGAUGCUCGCCUUCAAGACUUCUCGAGGGCUGCACUGUUCCUGUGGAACUCACUUGCCUCCUCUGUUCGAUGCUCACCCAGUUUUCACUCCUUCAAAAAAAUAAUUAAAACCCACAAAAGCAUAUCUAUUAAACUGUUAAUAGCUCCCGACUGAUUCCUCUCUUGCAACUGUCAUUAGUCUAACACUAUCCUUACCUUUUGUGUCACUUUUCCCCACUCCCUCUAGCAUGUAAGAUCACUGAGCAUGGCCCUCAACCCCUCUGUUCCUGUGUGUCCAACUUGUCUAGUUACAACUACGUUUGUUCGUCCACCCACUGUAAAGCGCUGCGGAAUUUGUUGGCUCUAUAUAAAUAAUAACAUAAUAAUAACAUAAUAUAAAAAUGUGGUAAGUUCCUAGAGAAAAUAUUCCCUUUAAGCCAGACACAUUCAUUUGUGUGAGUGAAGUCUGAUUGCACGUUUUGUUUUUUUAAUUUUGUUUUUUGCAAUAUUUAAAAUGUAAACAUCCCUUCUGGCCUUGAGUUACCAUAUACAUUUAAGACUUUGUUUCUUUCCUUAGAACCUCCUCGACCUUUGCUCCAUCUGUGUCGUUUAAAAGUGCGGGACAUUCUUGGACUUAAACGCCUAAAAAAGAUUAACAGAUUGCCGCUGCCGCCCAGGUUGAUUCGAUAUCUAAGCUACGAUUACUCUGAGGACUAUUAG
Molecule: messenger RNA, 20908 nt
Organism: Pelobates cultripes (western spadefoot toad)
Lineage: Eukaryota; Metazoa; Chordata; Amphibia; Anura; Pelobatidae
Source: the annotation of a GenBank genome assembly